CAUUUGAAUAAUGUGUAAGCACUUGGACUGGAGCCAAUCAGCUGUCAGAGGACCAUGAUAAAUCGCAAUGCAUUAUUGAUAAUAAUAAUUACUUUGACAUGCGCAUUUCUACUUGUGGAGCUAAUUUUCCAACCCGAAGAAUUUGUAAAGAAGGAAAGGAAAUUGUGUUACUAUUUGCUCUCGAUGGUUGCACCAUGUCGAGGCGCAAGCAAGCCAAACCACAGCAUAUCAAUUCCGAUGAGCCCGGGUCCUCAGAAAACGACGUUCUACUGGAUGGUCACGCUGAAGAGGAUGGAAAUGAGAGAAAGAGGUUCAGAAUGGAAGAUGCUAGAGUUUGCAACAAGUGUUGUGCCGAAUUCUUCAAUGAGACAGAAUUUCUUGAACAUCAGGAAAAUUGCACUAAAGGUCAGCAGGUGGUCAUCAUGAAAGACUCUGAUGGGAAUGAAGUGCCAGAAGACUUCUCUCAAGGCUCUUCUGGUGCCCCCCAAAGUGACGAUGAUGGCCAGGCCAGCAGUAAUCCUUUACCCAGUGUCCAUCCAGAACCAGAACGGACAGAUGAAGAGGUGUCCAAAUCAAAUGUUGAAAAGUUUUCAAAAGGAGGACAGGUUAUGUCUGCCAGUACUGAGAUUAGUUACCAGCCUUCACCCAAGUUACAAGAUUCUAACGUCACCCUUGAAUCUAUGCCUGCCACCAAAGUAGCAGUCACCCAGCAUUCAUCCAGCCGUAAGUCUCCACCCUCCAAGGAUACAUUGCAGGCCAUCCCUAUGAUUCUGGAGCAGCUAGUAUAUCUCCAGCAGCAACAGCUCCAGCAGAUUCAGCUAACUGAACAGAUCCGCAUCCAGGUGGCCAUGAUGGCUCCCCAGAGUCUCCACUCAGCUGUAGGGGCAGCAGUGGACCCCCUUAAGGCACUGGGAGCUCACCUUUCUCAGCAGUUGUCAGCUGCAGCAGCCCUGAUAGGGAAAAGAACAGGAAGUCAGAGCCUCUCAAUGGAGACUAUGAAACAGGGCAAACUACCUCAAUCUAAUGGCAUCCCAACAUCUCUGGCUGAGGGUCUAGGGUCAAUCCCCUUAAAAGCAGAUCUUUUGAAGGCAGUCCCAGACCUGGCCAGUCGCCUACCAGCUUUACUACCCCAGUCUCCAGGGGCCAUGGCAUUACCAGGCUCUUUUACUGGCCUCCCUGUAGGACUGGAUCCUUCCAAAAAAGGGAAAAGCAAGGUCUCCAACAUGCUGACUGAAUCCAAAAGUAGUUCUGGGGAUCUCUUAUACAAGCACAAGUGUAAAUAUUGUGGCAAAACCUUUGGGAAUGACAGUGCCCUCCAGAUCCACUUGCGCUCUCAUACUGGGGAGAGGCCCUUCAAAUGUAACAUCUGUGGAAAUCGCUUCACAACCAAAGGAAACCUCAAAGUACAUUUCCAGAGACACAGGGAUAAGUAUCCUUACAUCAGGAUGAAUCCCCACCCUGUGCCAGAACAUCUUGACAAUCUACCCACCAGCAGUGGCAUUCCCUACGGUAUGUCAAUGCCCAUAGAAGAAUCCAACAUGGUGGACAUGAAACCAGUGAUUGGCCUCCCAACUCCAGGUUUCCACCAAUCUCCACUCCAGGGCUUUAAGCCCCCCUUUGAAAGCUUUGGAGUUGACCCAUUCUCUCAAAGGCCCUCAUCAUCAAGUAGUGAUGGAGCAUCAAAUCCCUCCAACAUGUUUGGUCAUGAGAUGGGCUCGGAUCAAAACCAGGAAUCGAAAGACCUCAAGGGAACACACACGAAUGGCAAUGGUCUAUCCGAGCACACCUCAGGAACUGCCAAACUGCAGCAGAUGGUGGACGGGCUGGAGAAGAGGACCAAUGAUCCCAACGAGUGUUACAUCUGUCACCGAGUGCUCAGUUGCCAGAGCUCCCUCAAGAUGCAUUAUCGUACUCACACUGGUGAGCGGCCCUACAAGUGCAAGAUCUGCGGACGGGCUUUCUCCACUAAGGGAAACCUCAAAGCCCAUUAUGGUGUUCAUCGGGCCAACACACCCCUCAAAAUGCAACACUCCUGCCCUAUCUGUCAGAAGAAGUUUACCAAUGCAGUGGUCCUGCAGCAGCACAUCCGCAUGCACAUGGGCGGACAGAUACCAAACACCCCCAUGCCAGACGACCAGUAUGAGGCUGCUGACGCAAUGGACUCAUCUCUGCCCGACGAGAACUCCAUGGAUGCUUCUGGCCUUGAUGGGAGCUUGGAAGACCCAGACACUGAGCUGGACACCCAGGAGAAGCCCAGUGCCUCCUUCUCAACACCAGCCACUGACGAGCAGCAGCCCCAGGCACCUCCCUCAAUGUUUUCUAGCAUCGCAGCCCUAGAGAAUCACAUGAAGACCAUCACCUCGGCUCUCAACCUGAAACGCCAGACCAGCACAACCUCCGAGAGUGAUGGACCGUCUAAAGGGUCACCCUCGGAGCCAAAGGAGCAAGAGUACCAGAUCGAUUGUAGUCCUGCCAUCUCUGACUCUCUGUCCUUUCACUCCUCGUCACCGGUGAACAGCCAGAUGGGAAGCAGCCAGUCAAAGUCUCCUGAGUUGGCAAUUCCGGAGGAUUUUUCCCAUAAUGGAGCUCGACUGGAUUCAGACUGUGGCUCCCAGGAUGUAAAUGAGUCCAAUGGAGCUCUUGAUCUGACUGCACCCAGCAGCUUCACACCAAAGCCAAUCAAAGAAGAACCUGGCCUGCCCUACUCAAUUGGCGAGUAUGCUCCUAGCCAUCUACCUUUCAUGAGGAUGCCCCCCAGUCUGGUCAACCUGGAGAUGCAGAUUCCCUCAGAGAACCCCCUGGGUGCCCAUGGCUUGUUUGGCUCCCAGCUGCCUCAGGGGACAGGGAUGUCGGCCUCCAGCGCUGCUCGCAGGUCCACCAAGCAACACCUGUGUAACGCCUGUGGGAAGAACUUCUCUUCAGCCAGUGCUCUGCAGAUCCAUGAGCGGACGCACACAGGAGAAAAGCCCUUUGCCUGCACUAUAUGUGGAAGAGCUUUCACUACCAAGGGUAACCUAAAGGUCCAUGUUGGAACUCACAUGUGGAACAAUGCGUCUAGGCGCGGUCAGCGCCUGUCUUUGGACAACCCCAUGGCCUUGAUGGCCAUGGGAUCAGAGUCGAAGGUAAUGCCUGACAUGAUGCCCCCUCCUAAGGAACUGGGUCCUCCACCUAUGAACUUUGACCAGUCUCUGUGGAACCAGUAUGCUGCUGCUUUCACCAAUGGGCUGACCAUGAAGACAAAUGAGAUUUCUGUCAUCCAGAAUGGUGGCAUUCCCCUUCCUGGCAGCCUGGCUGGGGGGCCUCUGGCUGGCUCCACUGGAGGCCUGAUGAAGAUGGACGGAUCCCACUCUGGCCUGCCUGCCUCUGUGGCGGAGAUGGAGAAGAACAUCUCAGAAACAUCUCAAUUUCCACAUUUCAUGGAAGAGGGAAAAAUUGCAGUGAAUUGAGUAUGAAACUAAGGAAGUUCUCUUUUUGUAAAUCCAUCACUGCGACGUCAGUUUUGAAUGUUUAUAGUAGCAAGGAUAUUGCUCGCCUACACUCAUUGAUGGGUACAAUCAACGUGUGCUUUACAAGACUUUACGAAAGAUGACCCUUGUUGAACAUUCUCCGGUUUUGCGAAGUCUAGCUGGAACUCUAACUUUAACGGUGCAGCUCUCCCCCUCCAAAUGAACAAUGAACCCCUUAAACAAGUAUUAUUUUUAGGUUAACUUGAUAUAACUACUGUAGUUGUAUUUACUGAUUCUUUCUUUAUAAUAUAUUGCGGGUAUUUCUGUGUGACAUCUUUUUAGUCUUGUAUCCAGAAGUUGAAUGUAGGGCGUACUUGAAACUGCUUUAAUUCAGAAUUUUUCCCUGGUAUACUUUGAAGAAUUUUGACAAGCAUUGGAAAAGCUUCAGGGUGUGACCGAUAAUGGACACCACUGUUUUAGUGUACAUGAUUAAUAUAAUGUGGUUUUCUUUAUUCCUCUGUACAUGACUACUUGCCCUGCUACUGUGUGCCAUAGAUUUUAUAUAAAAGUUGUACAGUUCUGUAGUGGUCAUUGUGCUGAUUUGUUACUUUGGAGAUAAAUAUUUGAUCACUACAUUUAUUCACAGUUGCUCAAAGUUCUACUGAAUAAGUGUUGUGUUCGUUAUUCAAAUUCGUUCAGGCUUGAUUAUUUACUUUGUCAUCCAUUUUGGUUGUCAUUUGACAGAAAUUCCCAUUAAGUCAAUUGUGGAGACUGAGAAUGUGUCCUUUAAACAGAACCUCAUGCCAAGUGCCUAGCUUCAACCUGAAAUAAUCAUCUAUUUUCUUUUUUUAACACCACACAAUUGUAAUGAAGGUUGUGUCUGUUAGACUGAUACCAUAUUGUCCCAUGUAGCAGUACUUUUUGUUCAUUUCUAUAUAUAAAGAUCUGUUAUACAUUCUCUGCUUCUGAUAUUCCCUAGAAAAGUACAGCUUAAUCUUUGGUUUGUUCUGUUCUGAAGAAAAUGGAAUGCUCUCAAUCAUGCCUGCACUUUAUUUCCAAUUUUUUUUGUAAGGUGACUAGUUACAUUUCUGAACAUCACUUCUGAUUACCAUAUCGUAGAAGGUGCACAUGAGUUUUGUAAUUACCUUUAGUGUCCUUAUAGAUUUAAAAACAUUGACUGCAUCAAUUUUAACAGGGAACUUCAGAUUCCUGUUGAGUUACACAAUGACAAUGUUUAACAGUUUUUGACUGACUUUGAUAACUGUUUUCUACAUUCUUGUAUUAAAUAUGGUAGCUUAUAUAAAUGUUUUGUUAUUUAUAUCGCACGGGGUGGUAAAUCUCUACCUCAUUCAGAUUUUUUUUCUCCACCCCUUAAUCUUAAAACACGGUCUGUACAAUUAGUGAUACACACUGCUUUCAUUCUCUAAACCUGCUGAGUUGUACAGUAACGAAUGUAUCACUGGACACUUUACACAACUCAGAAUGCUCCGAUAGCUGUAGACUCCUGCUGUACCUUCCCCAUCGAUAUGCAUUUACCAAGUUGUGCCUUUAAUUCAAGCAAACCAUAUCAGAACUGCUUUGAGGUUGUCUCUACAAUUCUAGAUAAUGUUGAGCCAAUUGGGCUUGUUUACAAUGUAAAUGUGUUUUUGUUCAUUUUGUUCUCUUUAUCUAAAUGUUACUUUCUGGUCUUUUGAAAUAAAAAUCAGGGU
This is a messenger RNA of Hypomesus transpacificus, 5155 nucleotides long. It is a transcript of the gene sall4, whose product is annotated as spalt-like transcription factor 4. The transcript is spliced from 4 exons. NCBI's taxonomy places the organism in Eukaryota, Metazoa, Chordata, Actinopteri, Osmeriformes, Osmeridae. Gene Ontology annotation, biological process: regulation of transcription by RNA polymerase II. The record is from RefSeq and is a predicted model, not a curated record. Bases 99 to 3446 code for a protein of 1115 amino acids. Gene Ontology annotation, cellular component: nucleus. Gene Ontology annotation, molecular function: DNA-binding transcription factor activity, RNA polymerase II-specific; RNA polymerase II cis-regulatory region sequence-specific DNA binding.